ACCCAGCUUCCUGCCGAGAACUUGCUCUUCCAUCCUGUUUCCUCAGCAACCUCUUACCAAUGUGAACUAAACGACGCCCGCAGUCUCCCACAUCUGUAAAGCAGGCGCCAACGGUUUGAGUGGAACAUCACGAGGCGCCAGGAAAAAACCCAGCUGGUUUCAUCCACGCAGGCGCGUGCGUAGAGCAACCCCGUAGAGGUGUGGGAACUUAAAAUAGCGCUAUGAUGGCUGGGAGUUAUAGUUCCACAGGAGGUGGUGGCUACGGUUUAGUUCCACCCCGUCCUUCCGUUCAACAGGGAUUGGGUAGAGUUACCCAAAAGGAAAACUAGAGAGGCCGGGUAAGCUUCCGAUAAGGGCAGUACGAGCCAAGAAUCCCUUCCUUGCACUGACCAUAGAGUGUAGCCUCCAAAGGCGUAGAAUAGCCGCUGUUUCAAAACGCAAAGGCGGAGCGAACAGGGCUGCAGCGAGAAAGCCUCAAUGAAUCAGUUUUCACGCAUGCGUACUUUGGUUUUCCACUUGCCCUAUCGUUGGCUUUCUACUCCGCGUGAAAGAUGGCUUCCCGCGCGGGACCUCGGGCCACUGGAACCGACGGCAGCGACUUCCGGCACCGGGAGCGCGUGGCUGAACACUACCAAAUGAGUGUGUCCCUCAAGUCCGAGAUUAAGAAGUUGAUCUACAUGCAGGUAGCGCUGUGGCUUCUGGUGGCAGCACAGAUGUGUGUUGCCCACUUCAAGCUACUGCCCCACGACCAGGUGGCUAUGCCUUACCAGUGGGAGUACCCAUAUCUGCUCAGCAUCAUCCCUUCGCUCUUUGGCCUCUUCUCCUUCCCCCGAAACAACAUUAGCUACCUGGUCAUCUCCAUGAUCAGCACUGGCCUUUUCUCAGUGGCACCUCUCCUCUAUGGCAGCAUGGAGAUGUUCCCUAUGGCUCAGCAGCUCUACCGACAUGGCAAGGCCUACCGUUUCAUCUUUGGCUUCUCUGCUGUCUCUGUCAUGUACCUGCUGGUGGUGGUGGCUGUGCAAGUUCACGGCUGGCAGCUUUAUUACAGUAAGAAGCUACUGGACUCCUGGUUUACCAGCACACAGGAGAAAAAGAAGAAAUGAACAAGUGGUUGGGAGUUCAUAUGCAUGCAACACUGUCUUGGGGCCAGGGGUGGGAGCUCAGGGGUGCCCUACUGAAGGAGAGGCAGAUGGUACUAUUGGGGUUCUCUGUCAUCCCCACCGUGCCCAGCUGAUGGGAGAUGCCAGAGGUUCCAUUUGAGCAGGGUGAAAUAUGAGCCUCUGUGGGUUUCCAAAUUGCUCUGGCAAAGACAGGGACUGGGAGUUGCAGUCUUGGGCAACCAUCUUUAUGGGAGGGAUUUAUGGGUUCUUCUGGGCAAAAGGGACGUAGUUAGUGCCAUGCCCUUGAAAAAAGAUGUCAUCCUCAUCCAGUUUGGGCAGAUGAAGCUGGAGGCUCCUGAUGAUUUCAAUGAACACUGAAUCAUGCCCAGGCAGCUAUGCAUUUCAGAAGACUGACACUUUCUGUGCUCUUGAGUUGAUUGGAUUCUAGUUGGGUUGGAGAACUGACCAUGGUGAGGCCAGGGGUCCCCUUGCAUUCACCCAUCUCGGAGCUCCCAGUUGAGAAUGCUACAGGUACCAGCCCUAUUGAGAGAUGUAUGUUAUAUGCAGUUAUUUUCCUAUGGGUGGCCACUUUCCUUGCUCUGGUGGAAGGAAGGCCUCUUGCUUUGAUGACCUUCCAGGCAGAGAAGAAAGCAGCUAUCACUCAGAUGUUGUCAAGCUUUGCUUUUGUUCCCUUGCCUGACAACAGUGGACUGGUGUAUGCCAAACACUGAACUCUGGCCCGUGGGACUGAUACUGCCUCUCAGAGCCCAGCCUGCUUUCUGUACUCAUGUAGAUGGGUUUCCAUCUUUGCUCAGAUGUCCCCUUGCCUUUUCCUCAAGCUGCCUGGGUGCCCCAGAGACUGUUGCUGCUGCCUCAUUCCCAGCUAAUGGGUUUUAGUGCACACACCCCACAUGCUUGUGUACCAAAUAAAGAAUUAACUUGCCAAA
Rhineura floridana is the source of this 2047-nucleotide messenger RNA. It is a transcript of the gene JAGN1, whose product is annotated as jagunal homolog 1. Bases 552 to 1103 code for a protein of 183 amino acids. Gene Ontology annotation, cellular component: endoplasmic reticulum membrane. Gene Ontology annotation, biological process: vesicle-mediated transport; endoplasmic reticulum organization; granulocyte colony-stimulating factor signaling pathway. The transcript is spliced from 2 exons. The record is from RefSeq and is a predicted model, not a curated record. Lineage: Eukaryota; Metazoa; Chordata; Lepidosauria; Squamata; Rhineuridae.